AUGUAUAGCUAGCGAUAGGCAAUACUUCGAAUAAAAUAUUUUUUAUCAUUUUCAUACAAUAAACGUGUAUUUUCUAUACAAAAAUUCCGGUUUCAUAUUUACAUACCUGGUAAAGCGCGCCUGCACACGCUUCAGAUCGAGAAUGGAGGCGGUCAUUCAAGCAAGCGGGGGAUAUAUUGAGUAAAUAUGUUUUUUAUGGCCUUACAAACAAUGUGGUUAAAAAAAUUUUGUAAACCUUUUCGUUUUUGCAAUAAAAAAUAUGUUUAGAAAAAAUGUAUAAUUUGUCCGAAUUUUGGCGCCGCACUCUGUACAUGAAAAAUUAUAUCACUGCAAAAUUAACAUCUUAAACUAAAUACAUUUGUUAGUAAAAGCAAAGAAGGAUUCCACAUAUUUAAAGUUUGUAAACAUAUAUUCCCAAUAGCUUUUAACUAUUGAAAACAUGCUUAUAACUCAUACGUUCCUGAAUUUCGAGCGACUCGAUGUACAACACUUGAGCGUUCCCGGUCAUUCCGAGUUCAACCGUUACAGUAGUACGACGAAUAUCCGAAGAGUGAUUUGUAAUUACUGAGUUUGUAAUCUUCUGCGAAGAUAUGACAUUUUACGCACUCGUUGCCGCUAAAGGAUAACAUAAUGAGGAUGCUGCGGCUCCAUGAGGAAAAGGACCAUCGUGGGCGGUUACGCGUUUACCUGGUGGUUCGUCACUGACGUGCAACGGCUUUCGCUGGAGGUGAUGACUCUGAAUCCGGUGUGCGAGAGCGUGGAGACCGCGCAGGGUGUUCCGCUGACGGUUACUGGGGUGGCGCAAUGCAAGAUCAUGAAGGCAGAUGAGUUGUUGCAUACUGCCAGCGAACAGUUCCUCGGGAAAAGCGUGCACGAAAUCAAAUCCACGAUCCUGUCCACUUUGGAAGGUCACCUCCGAGCUAUACUAGGAACACUCUCGGUGGAGGAAGUCUAUAAGGAUCGAGAUCAAUUCGCAGCCCUGGUGCGGGAGGUCGCCGCGCCAGAUGUCGGUCGCAUGGGCAUUGAGAUUCUCUCGUUCACGAUAAAGGACGUGUACGACGAUGUUCAAUAUCUAGCAUCGCUCGGCAAAGCUCAGACGGCCGCCGUUAAAAGAGACGCCGACGUGGGGGUCGCCGAGGCGAAUCGAGAUGCCGGGAUUAGGGAAGCCGAGUGCGAGAAGUCGGCGAUGGACAUAAAAUACAACACCGACACCAAGAUAGAAGACAAUGCGAGACUCUAUCAGCUGCAGAAGGCCAACUUCGAUCAAGAAGUGAACACAGCGAAAGCCGAGGCGCAAUUGGCUUACGAGCUUCAAGCGGCGAAGAUAAAACAACGGAUACGGAAUGAGGAAAUACAAAUAGAGGUUGUAGAGAGGCGUAAGCAAAUCGAAGUCGAGGAACAGGAGGUCCGUCGAAAGGAGCACGAGCUUCAGAGCACGGUGCGAUUACCGGCCGAGGCCGAGUACUACAAGAUGGGCAGAGUAGCUGAAGGAAAGAGAACUCAAACGGUGAGCGCGGCGAGAGCCGAAGCCGAGAAGAUCCGACUGCUCGGAGAGGCCGAGGCUCACGCUCUGGAAGCUGUGGGUGUAUCGGAGGCCGAGCGUAUGCGUAUGAAAGCGUCGGUUUACAAGAAGUACGGAGACGCGGCGAUACUUAACAUCACUUUGAACGCCUUGCCGAAGAUCGCAGCCGAAGUCGCGGCGCCGUUAGCGAGAACGGAAGAGAUCGUCCUUCUCGGUGGAAGCGACUCGACCACCGGGGAACUCACGCGUCUCGUAGGGCAAGUACCUCCAGCUGUACACGCAUUGACUGGAGUAGAUGUUUCCAAAGUAUUAGGAAAAAUACCAGGCGCAAAGUAAUUCUGGAUUUCACGGCGUGAAUUGAGAGCAACUGCGACCGGACGAACGAAUGCGGGACCGGUUUGAGGAAGGGGCAAAAUCUGUACUGCCAAAAGUUUCUCUGUUACUCUAUUACCUAGCGACGACACUCUCCGCUUUUUUCUCUUUCCCGAAUUUUGCUCUACCUCAAGUCUAGCCGAAGUAGCGCCGCGCGCCAACGGACACGUGUGCCAUUCUUUGUCGCGCGCGUUAGUCCGUUCGUGUUGUAUGCGUUUCACUCGAGCGUUCCUUACUUUACACGAGGCGCGUACAGCGCGCGAAUAGCAUUGCAUUUCGUACGUGUGAUGCCAUUGAGAUUCAGGCGACUAGCGCGAGCUCGAGUCGCAAUACGUCAUACGAAAAGCAUUUCAGCGCGACGAUACCCCCACAACAGUUUCGGUGUGUUUUAUCGUUUUAGAUCAAUUGUUCUGAAAAUUCACAACAAAAAAUGACACUGCCCAUGGUCAUGCCUAAGGUAGGAACGAUUACGAGUGCGUUACAUUGACACAGCUAUUAUCGGUGGGAUGCAUAACACCACGGUACUUGCCUCGAAGUCAAAAGACAUCGCCAAGAUAUCGCGUUCGUUGUCUUAUCGGAAGGAGUAGAAAAAAUCGCAAUAAACACCAUUCGUCCAUUCGCAUAAAUAUAUAUUUUUACUACAUAGCAGGGAUGGGUGAUAUUGAAUAAAAGAAUUGACGUGCAAAUAAUCAACAGUUUCUUAUAAAAAAGACUUUCAAAAUAAUUGUUUUUUUUUAUAAUUGUGUUUGACAUCGAAUAAAUUGUUUAAGCGAUCCGCAUAGUUUGUUUUAAUUUUCGAGACAUUUUAAUCAUUAACUUAGAUCUCGAGACUCGCUCAACAUUUGACUCCAAAGUCUCCGCUACAAGCCGCCACCAUACUUAUCGAGGAUUUGAGGUCGUGGCACAACUCAGGCACAAGUCAGGCAUACUCUAUUUGAAAUACACAAAAUUCAACGAGUUAUAACUUUUAUGGACAUAACGAUAAUGAGGCGGUUCAAAUGAAACUUGUUUUAAGAUAUUUGAUCAUUUUUACGUGUAGUGUGUGUAAUACAAGUUAACGAUUAGUCAAGGCCCCUUACUUUCAAGUAAUACACAUCACUCAUCUCUUCUACAUUACAUACUAAAUACUAUCUACAUAUUAGAGAAAUACGCGGCCACCACAGAUUCUACACGAAGCAUCAUCAUUACGAUAUCGACAGGGGAAAGAAAGUUUUUUUUUUUGUAAAAGAGAUCGCGAACUUCCGUUAAAAGCGUCUAAUGCACAAGAGUGGUGCCGAAUAUCUGCCCAAUGGGAAACAAGCCUAUCAAAUCACUGCCGAAACGAAAAUCCUUUCUGCUCCUUCCACGUAAUUCUUCGUUAUUCAAGUUUCACGUACAAUUUAUGUCCGGAAUACAAGUGAUAUCAUUGAAUCGCAAGACGGAGAGAUCCUUCUAAAUUCUACGAAACGAUCGUUUGUCGAUUUGUCACACAGCAACGAGCCUAUGUGUUCCACCGGUAUGGAGAACGGACGGACAGCCGCUAAUAAUCAAUACCGAAAUUCGAAAUUUAAAUAUAACCAAUGUGAUUAAAGAGUUUCGAUCAUUGUGUUCAAUGUAAUUAAGUAAUUUAACAGACGUGGAGGAGGAAAAGUAGAAGUUCAACGCGGUUCAGGACGUGCACUAGCUGCCGUCUCGUAGUCUCUGUACAUACUUGUAGUUCACGUAUGUAUAAUAGCCAAGAAGUUUCUAUCUCCGUGGAAAUAGAAGGAAAGAGCGUGCGCCACGCGCGCGGGCGUACCUCGCGAUUUAAAGAGAGUACUUUGUGACCGUAUUACAAAUCAACGCUCGAUAUAAUUCUCGGUUGACCACACAUCGGAAACCACACGGCAUUGAAGCGAAAGGGAAAGAAAACCAAGGGAAAGAAACAAAGGAAGAAAGACGAAAACACGGUAUUCCAAGCUGGACAAGUGCCAAUAUGUAUAUACGAUACGUCUCGCCGGGUAGAGAAAAAACGGAUGGAAACUGGGUGAUCCCGAAUAAAAGUUCGAUAUUAUUUGUAUCGCGUAACCCAUCGGUUACUACACGUGCGAUUUGUGAAUCUAAUAUAUACACGCAUAUUACCUCGUUCCUCUAUCACCUCUCCAUUUAUUUUUUUACACAUGUAUAUUUUUUACGUGAGAGACCGUUAGUUCAAAUGCGUCCUCUUAUGGCAUUUACGGAUUUUAUAGUUUUAUCUUUCUUUUUUUAUCGUAUGUUUUAGUUUAUGAUGUUAUAUAUAUGUUAGUUUACGUAGUGUACAAGAACUGAGCUCCAGAGCGUGCGUAUAUAUAUAUCUAUUGCUUCUUAUUCGUAUCACCCGCGGUAUGACUCGCGGUGACAAUUAGCAUCGCCGUUUCGUUUGUGAUGAUUAAAUAGCAUUACCAUUGAGAGGAUAUAUAUAUACAGUGAUGUAUAGCGCGAUGGGAAGCCGACAGACACAAGACCGUCAGCCAGAAAAAAAAGCAAAAGUCUUCCCUGUCCCCACCGGAAAAAAAAAAGAUUCUUAGCGCAGUAGACCAGUACAAAGGAGAAAGAAGGAAACUUCAAAAGGUCCGCAGAAUAGUAGUGAUAGACCGAUAAGAGAUCUUUAGAGGGCAUCUUAGUGAUCGAGUGAAAUUUCUAGGUGUAUCACCACCGAGAGAGAGAGAGCGCGGAUAUUUUCUAUAAAACUAAUAAAAGAAUAGUCGUCGCGCCGCCCUUAAUCAACGUUGCUUUCGUGCGGAGCCUCCAAUUAAGAUUAUAACGAUAAAAGAGAUCUGUGUAGGACGAAAAAUGAAAAAAAAAAGAGAGAAUUAUCGAGAGAUGUUCGAUUUAUUUUUUUUAUGGGGUCCAACGGGAUCCUCCUCCGAU
This is a messenger RNA of Odontomachus brunneus, 4762 nucleotides long. RefSeq names its product flotillin-2 (gene Flo2). The coding region runs from base 650 to 1858 and encodes 402 amino acids. NCBI's taxonomy places the organism in Eukaryota, Metazoa, Arthropoda, Insecta, Hymenoptera, Formicidae. Gene Ontology annotation, cellular component: plasma membrane. The record is from RefSeq and is a predicted model, not a curated record. Gene Ontology annotation, biological process: protein localization to plasma membrane; regulation of myoblast differentiation. The transcript has 8 exons.